This is a messenger RNA of Staurois parvus, 306 nucleotides long. NCBI's taxonomy places the organism in Eukaryota, Metazoa, Chordata, Amphibia, Anura, Ranidae. The record is from the annotation of a GenBank genome assembly.
ACCUGGCGUGUGACCCGACGAUUCUUUGCCCGCUCCCUGUACCAUACCGCUCUCUACCCAUCCAUCCAUCCAUCCAUCCAUCCAUCUCAUCGGGGUCACCCGACCUCAUCACAUCUGGCUCUCCCUGGUUGGAGCCCCUGGCGAACACCCCUACCACUGACAGGUGUGCUCAGUAGUGGCGACCUGGUCUCGGGGUACUCCAAGUCCAUCCCCACCAUCAGGGGCUCUGGUGAACAAGUACCCUGGGGCUUAGACUCCGCGCUCUGGGCACGCCUGACCAGUGGAGUGCUAGUGGUGCCGCUAGGC